AUGAUUGGAGCUCUCCAAAAAGAUUCGAAGGUCCUACUCGAGAUCACUGAAGACUUCGUGCCAAAAACAUCAAACCUUCAGCUGGUGUCAUUCUUCGAGAUGAAGAUGACGAAUUUGGGCUUCUUCAAGACGAUGGUCGUUGAGCAAGGCUCGGCCAUUCUGAAUGUCCCUAAUGAGGUGGUCAUCGGCCAGAAUGCCGACCAUCGCGAAAUUGCCCGCUUUGUUUCCUUGGAUGACCGCAAUCUUCGUCCAAUCUUGUCAAGACUGAAUAUAUUCCGGCAAGAUAUUUCCAAUCAGUUACAGUCCAUGGCAAGUGGUCAAUCCACAAUUGAGCGGUUGGAUACCAAAGCCACGUAUGCCAUUUUUGAGACUCCAUUCCCUCCUUGUGAUACUUUUCAGGGACGAGAGACGCUACUCGGUAAAAUGGAGGCCUUCUUUUACACGUCAUCAACGCCAAAGUCAAGUCAGCUAACUUUUGCUAUCUGCGGACUCGGGGGUUCGGGUAAGACGCAAGCGGCACUGAAAUUUGCAACUCGCAAUCGUGAGAAAUAUCAGUCAGGAGUGUUCUUCCUAACAGCAAGUUCUGAACCGUCUUUGAUCGCCAAUCUUUCCCGGAUUUGUGAGUCUUUGCAGCUAGGGAACGUCUCGAACAAGGCGUCUGCAUUCAAACAAUGGCUGUCUCGGGUAGAGAAUACUGACUGGCUGUUGAUCUUUGACAAUGCUGACGAUCUUGAAUCUGUGCGAAUCUCGAAUUACUUUCCCGAAACCUCAUGGGGUCACAUAGUCCUUACCAGCCGGGAUCAGGGUGCAAUUGGCACUGUGGCAAAAGAUGGAAUUGUGUUGGGUCGGCUUGAAGUGGGGGAAGCAACAGCAGUCCUUCUCCAAAAAGCUGGUUGUCUCUGUCCGUCUGCAGAAGACUACGAGGAAGCAAAAGUGAUAGUGGAGCUUCUAGGUUGCCUUCCACUGGCUGUGGAUCAAGGAGGUGCAUACAUCAGAUCUCGGCGCAGGACUUUAACAAGCUAUCGUCGCUUGUACAAAGAUCGCCAGAAUGAUCUAUUACGAUUCAAGCCUAGGUUGGGAGAGUACAACAAUACAGUGUUCACCACUUGGGACAUCAAUUUUGAACAAGUCGAACGCGAUUCGAAGGAAGCAUCCAUUCUGCUCCUGCUCUUCUGCUUCCUUGACGCGUCAAACAUAUCUGAGACGAUGCUUGAUCGUGCGUGCUCGCCUCAAAAGCGGUGGAACCGAAUAGGUGAAAUGUCAGAGCUUGCGCCGAUAGAUGCCGGCCUGAACAGCGGUCUUGUCGCACUAAUCAAAGACGAGGUAGCAUUCGAUGAUGCGAUCGAGAAGCUCCUCUCGUUCUCUUUGAUCCACCUAGACAACGAUGUUAAUGGCUCGAGGAAUUUCUCAGUUCACCCGCUUGUACAAUACUGUGCAUCGCAGCGUGUUCCAUCCAGGCUUCAGGACGAGUGGAGAUUACAGGCGAUAUUGGUUGUCUGCCAUGCGUUCCCUCGGAACAAGUAUCUUGAGCCUCUCUAUGGACAUCUUGGAAGAUUGCAACUCCCCCACGUCAUUCGAAUACUGAAGGAGUAUGACCAGCUUUCUGAGGCGGAUGCCUGCCCGGCGCCUGCCAAAUACGAAAUUUCGUCAAUGUUGCUAGCCGCUUCUCGAUUCUCGAGCACAUCGUGGAAGCGAGAGGCAAUUGACCGUGUCAAGCAGCUCUCGCAAGACGAAAACGAUGCCUCUCUUAACGUCUGCUUAGCACAGCGAGAGAGCUCCCUACUACGUAUGCUUGGGGGACGAGCAUCAUCUAACAAAACGCUUGAGGAAUUCAUCCACUCAAUUAUUCUUCCUGGCUAUGACCAAUCGUUGGAGGGUGAUGCAAGGUGGAAUGCUCAGAGAGGAGAGCUAGUUCUUUCAUUCGCGGAAAAUCUUAUACAAAGCGGUGCGUUCACGGCCGCCAGACAUGAGCUGCUCCAAUGGAAACCUAUCAACCCAGGGUCGCCAUCGUCUAUGGAACGGAUAGUGUUGCGUGGCAGGAAUAUUACGUUGGGGAAAAUCCUCAAAUUCCAAGGCCAAUUUCAAGAAGCACUUGACUUUCUUAACACUGUUCUCCAGGAGAGCGAGAUCGACAGUUUUUAUGAGGGCACUGGCUGGCGACGAGUACUCCUUUCCAACAUUGGCGACCUCUACUGUGAGCUCCGACGACCUGCAGAUGCCCAGUUCCUCCUGGAACCGGAGCUGAAGCAAAUGAUCGACUCGGGAUCUCAAAACAUAAGUAGUGGACGACGGCUACAGCUAACGUUAGCGGAAAGCUUCAUUCGGGGUGGUAUGUAUGAGAAGGCCGAGGAAGUUUUAUCGAACCUCGGAAAGCUCUACGGAACGAUCCCCGAUCCUGACGCGCUCGCUAAAAGGGGCAUGUUCCGUGUCUGGGCUAGCUUAGCGCGAAUCGCCCAUGUCGGAUGCUACUGGGAUGAAGCUCUCCUCAACUGGAACAAGGCCAGUAGUGCUUUGCAGAGCCUCGGCAAGCAAGACAAUUCUCAUUCUGGGCUUGUGCUAUACGCUACUGCUCAUGCCCUCUCUAAACUUGGGAAGAAACGAGAGAGCUCGGACAAUUUUGGAAAAGCAAAGGAUCUCCUGAACAGUGAUGAACACACGAGCACUGUCUCGGUCAAGGACGAAGACGACUGUUUUUUGCCAUCUAGGAAGAUCGCUUCGUUCGUCUUCAUUAACGCGAGAAAUACGAGGAUAUCCGCUCAAAAACUGAUUCUGCAUUCUGCGCUUGCUAAGACACGGCAAGAUGGAAGGAAGCCGAAAGAGUAG
Letharia lupina is the source of this 2823-nucleotide messenger RNA. RefSeq lists its product as uncharacterized. NCBI's taxonomy places the organism in Eukaryota, Fungi, Ascomycota, Lecanoromycetes, Lecanorales, Parmeliaceae. The transcript is spliced from 6 exons. Gene Ontology annotation, molecular function: protein binding; ADP binding. The record is from RefSeq and is a predicted model, not a curated record. Bases 1 to 2823 code for a protein of 940 amino acids.